AUGUUUUGUUUUGGUCUAAGAUUUCUUUCCAAGGAUCAACUUUUUCAAAACAAGACUCAUUAAAUAGAACCAAUAAUAGUUCAAUAUUAUGGCUAUCAGUUGACAUAGGAGCUAGAUUACAUUAGCAAUUUUGUAAUUAACACUGACGACAUCAUUAGGCUAAAAAUUCAGAUAAACAUCUAAAUACUUACAGCUGUCAAAUUAUCAACAUAAUAGUAUGUAGUCUUUAAAGUCAAUAUCGUGAAGAAAAUGACUCUUGAUGCCAUGAAACUAGCGAAAAAGAAAGCUGUGUUUAUUGGAAAGAGAACUGAAUCUUAUAGAGAAUGGAAAAAUAGGAACUACCUAUAGUGCAUAAAAGGUGCUGAGAUUUCAACUAUUGUAAUUCCUGUAGUCAUUGAUAUAGAACCUUUUAAUGGGCAAACUGCUGCUAAGUAAUAUGCCAUUACUCCAAUAAUAUGGUGCAUGUAUGUUUGA
Messenger RNA from Stylonychia lemnae, 474 nucleotides. Lineage: Eukaryota; Ciliophora; Spirotrichea; Sporadotrichida; Oxytrichidae. The record is from the annotation of a GenBank genome assembly.